AUGUCGUACCACGACCUUCUCACUGCCAGCCGGCUGGCCAACUCGUCAGCCAACCUCGUCGUCGACGCCGUCAAGGACGGUGGCUCCAUCCGUACAACCGCCCUGGUGGCCAUUCCCAGCUCGCUCGCGGGCCUGGCCAUUCUUCUCGUCGCCCUCCUAUUCUAUCGCUUCCCAGACAUUGCCGUCGGCACUCGUCCUCGCCCCGAUCUCAAGGGCCCCAAGGGCCACCCGCUGCUUGGCAACCUGCUCUUCACCAUGAAGAACAAGGACCCCCUCGGAUGGCAGCUGAAGGCCCAGGAAAAGUACGGCGUCGGCUGGUCAUUCACGCUUCCCGGGGUCGGACGCCUCAUCGACGUCUCUCGACCCGACUGGAUCCAGCAUGUGCAAAAGGACAACUACCUCGGAUACGUCAAGGGCAACGAGUUCCACAACAUGAUGAAGGACGUGCUCGGCAGCGGUAUCUUCACCGUCGACGGUGACAAGUGGAAGCACCAGAGGAAGAUUGCCGCAAGAAUCUUCACCGUCAACACGUUCAAGAACAUUAUCACGGGGGCCAUUCGUGACGAUCUCGUGCUCCUCGACAAGAUUCUCGCGGAAAAGGCUGCCACUGGCGAAAUGUUCAACAUUCAAGACCUCUACUUUCGCUUCACCCUCUCGAGCUUUGUGAAGAUCGCCUUUAGCCAGGACACUGGCUCCUUGUCGCACCCCGACAGCCCCGACGAGUUUGGCGAGGCGUUUGCCUACGCCCAAAAGGUGCUCGAUAUGCGUUUUGUCAAGCCCUUCUGGUCGGUCACAGAAAAGUUUAAUGAAAUCGGGCGCAAGAUGCGCGCGUCGCGCAAGGUCAUCGACGAUUUCUCCGACAGCAUCGUGCGCAAGCGUCUCGCCGAGGCCAAGCAGGGCAACGUCGCCAACGCCGAGCACACCGACGCCGACGGGCGCAGGCAAGACCUGCUCGACCUGUUCAUUGCCCACCGCAAUAAGGACGGAUCGCCCCUGGACCCGAAAAGUCUGCGGGAUGCGAUUUUAAACCUCCUAAUUGCUGGCCGUGACACCACCGCUGAAGCCCUCUCCUGGAUGACCUGGCGCAUGAUCACCAACCCCGAGACGUACAAGUUUGUCAAGGAGGAGAUCAGUACCCAGCUCGAAGACACCGGAUCCCUUGACAUUGACUACGGCGACUUUAAGCAGCACGUGCGCAAGCUCGCCGCCAUGCACGAGACGCUGCGCCUGCACCCCAGCAUCCCCAAGAACAUUCGCCGAGCGGUCGCAGACGACGUGCUGCCCAACGGCGGCCCACGCAUCGACAAGGGUGACAUUGUGCUCUACUCUGACUGGGCCAUGGGCCGCAACCCCGACGUCUGGGGUCCCGACGCCGCUGAAUUCCGCCCGUCGCGCUGGAUCGACGACGACGGGACCUUCAGCCGCGUGCCAGCCAACAAGGCGCACUUCUUCUCGGCCGGGCCACGCGCCUGCCUUGGCUCUACCCUCGCCAUCUUCGAGGUCUGCCAGGUCAUCAAUGUCGUGUUUGGCAAGUACGAUGUCGAGCUGGUUGAUCUUGGGCCGAAAAACUCGGCCACGCGCGACGCUGUGCCCGACUACCUCAACUCUCUCACCCACCCCAUGAAGCGGCCACUCAUGGUCAAGGUGAAGAAGUGCACAUAGGCGUCGGCUACACCAACGCGGCCCGUAGAAUAUGUACCACGCCCUGGCGCAGGUCGCCUUCCGGCUGCCGCCCCUCAUUCCUUCUUGUAGAACUUUAGACUUUUCCGACGCUCCUUUGGUCCUCUAUGAAUCGUGUCGUGUGUGUG
Messenger RNA from Vanrija pseudolonga, 1808 nucleotides. RefSeq names its product Cytochrome P450 94A1 (gene CYP94A1). Bases 1 to 1662 code for a protein of 553 amino acids. The transcript is spliced from 2 exons. The record is from RefSeq and is a predicted model, not a curated record. NCBI's taxonomy places the organism in Eukaryota, Fungi, Basidiomycota, Tremellomycetes, Trichosporonales, Trichosporonaceae. Gene Ontology annotation, molecular function: iron ion binding; monooxygenase activity; oxidoreductase activity, acting on paired donors, with incorporation or reduction of molecular oxygen.